GGACGGCUCAAUUAAGGAACUUCUAAUACUUAGGAAAACAUUUUCCUGGAUACCUGCCUGUUUUCAAUAGCUCUUCCCCUCCCUGAGGCAGAUCUGCGUUGCAUCUUAGGUAGUCGCAGCAACAAUGGGCGUGGACACCAUGAUGGCGUCCACGUCCGGUCCUGUGUCGAUGGGUACCUCCAUCAUUGCGGUUACCUUCGACGGAGGAGUCAUCCUUGGAGCGGAUUCGCGGACCUCUACUGGGAACUAUGUGGCGAACCGUGUAUCCGACAAGAUCACCUCACUUUGUGACAAUGUGUACACACUACGGUCAGGAUCUGCGGCAGAUACGCAGGCUAUAGCAAGCUACGUGCAGCAUUUCAUUGCGCAGCACCAAGCUGAGGAGGGCGACCAGAUCAGCGUCAAGACCGCCGCCAGCCUGGUCAAGAUGAUGGCCUACAACAACAAGGAUGCGCUGCAGGCGGGGCUCAUUGUGGCGGGGUACGACAAGCACGCGGGGGGGCAGGUGUACUCCAUCUCGCUGGGCGGCACCAUGACCCCCGCCCCCUUCGCCAUGAGCGGCUCCGGUUCCACAUACAUCUACGGCUUCUGCGACAAGCACUGGCGCGACGGCAUGACGCAGCAGCAGGCGCACGACUUUGUGUGUCGCGCGCUGCGCUACGCCAUGACCUGGGACGCCAGCAGCGGCGGCUGCAUCCGUACCGUCACCAUCUCCGCGAGUGGUGUGAAGCGGGAGUUCCUGCCGGGCAGUGAGAUCCCGCCCACGUAUGGGGAGCUGGGGCGAGAUCGGGUGGUGGCGUGAGGGGCAGGGGGCGGGAGGUUGUGCAUACCUCGUGUGGGGAGAGGUUGGGGUAGAAGUGUGGAGGUUUUGAUGGGGAUGGGGAGAUUGGAGCAAGGGGGAGUUGUAGGUGUGUAUUAUAUAAAUUGGUGGACGCGCGCAUGCUUGCUACCGUUGCAAGGAUGUGGGGAGCUAGGUUGUGUUGGAGGAGAAGGCAGCGGUUGACUUCUUGGCUGGCAGGGAAUAGCAGGAAGGAAGCACCCCUUGUUGACCAAUUGUCGGGGGCUCUAAUGCAGCCGUGUGCUGUGCUACCGGUUGUUCGAGGCUCGCGUAGGCACAUGGACUACAUACAUGCGUGUGCCGGGAGCGGUGGGCAGAGAUUAGGGUUACCAUGAGGGUUUUAGACACGCCGUUGAACCGUCAAACCAGGCGGGUGUUGUCGAGACACCAAGCUCUUAUUGC
Molecule: messenger RNA, 1240 nt
Organism: Astrephomene gubernaculifera
Lineage: Eukaryota; Viridiplantae; Chlorophyta; Chlorophyceae; Chlamydomonadales; Astrephomenaceae
Source: the annotation of a GenBank genome assembly